UCACCUGUACAAAUGGCUGCCGCUCAAAACAACACAUUUUCUUUACACCAAGUAGCCGCAGAAAAAAACCAAAGUAAAAGUACAUAAGGACAACAGGGUAGUACAAAAUAGAUGAUGCAUGGAUCACGAUCAGAUGGAACGACAACAAUUUGAUCGUCUUUGCUAGCUAAGCACAUCACAUCCCGAUCCACAUUCACUUAAUCUAUCCACCAAAAGGAACGGCAACUGACAGCUUUCUUGCGUAUAUCACAGAAUCACACCCUGCACGAGAUUGCUCUAGUCUUGCAGUUGCACCUGCACACUCACUCCACUGGCAUCCAUGGCUGCUCCUCAGCCUCAUGUCAUGGUCCUACCCUUCCCUGCACAGGGCCAUGUCAUGCCUCUCAUGGAGCUCUCUCACCGGCUCGUCGACCUCGGCUUCGAGGUCGACUUCGUGCACACCGACUUCAACCGCGACCGCGUCCUCAGGGCCAUGGCGGACGAGACGGGCGCGAUCCGGCCAGGGAUUCACAUGGUGUCCUUCCCGGACGGCAUGGGCCCUGCCGGCGACCGUGCCGACAUCGCCAAGCUGGCCGAUGGGCUGCCGGCCGCCAUGCGCGGCGGCAUCGAGGAGAUGAUCAGGUCGGAGGGGAUCAGGUGGGUGAUCGCCGACGUGUCCAUGGCCUGGGCGAUGGAGCUGGCUGCCACGGUGGGUGUCCAUGUCGCCUUGUUCUCGACCUUCUCCGCCGCCGUGGUGGCGCUCAGGAUGCACGUUCCCAAGCUACUUGAGGAUGGCAACCUGGACGAAAAUGGGAAUGUGAAGAGGAACGAGAUGAUCCGGCUGAGCCCCACGAUGCCGCCCGUACGAGCAGGCGAGCUGCCCUGGGUCACCCUCAGCGGCACGCCGGAGGGGCGCAGGAUGGUCAUCCAGAACGUGUUCAAGACCAAUCCGGCGAUAUCAUCAGCCGAGGUCAUCAUCUGCAACACGUUCCAGGACAUCGAGCCUGGGGCGCUAGCCCUCGUCCCCAACGCGCUGCCCGUGGGCCCGCUGGAGGCGCCUGCGACGGCGAGGUCAACCGGCCAUUUCUGGCCGGAGGACCAGACGUGCCUGGCGUGGCUCGACGAGCAGGAAGCUCGCUCCGUCAUCUACGUGGCGUUCGGGAGCUUCACCGUCUUCGACAUGGCGCGGGUCCAGGAGCUCGCCGACGGGAUGGUGCUCACCGGCAGGCCAUUCCUGUGGGUGAUCAGGCAAAACUUCGCCAACGGCGUCGGCGAGGGAUGGCUGGAGGAGUUCAGGCGCCGUGUAAUCGGCAAGGGGAUGAUCGUCGGCUGGGCUCCUCAGCAGCGCGUGCUCUCGCACCCGUCGGUCGCCUGCUUCGUGUCGCAUUGUGGGUGGAACUCGACAAUGGAAGGGCUCCGGCAUGGCGUGCCGUUCCUGUGCUGGCCGUACUUCGCCGACCAGUUCUGCAACCAGAGCUACAUAUGCAAUGUGUGGGGGACAGGAAUGAAGCUCCUGGCCGAUGAGAGAGGGGUUGUCACCAAGGAGGAGAUCAAGAACAAGGUUGCACAAGGCCAUGUCAUUCCGCUCAUGGAGUUAUCUCAUAGGCUUGUUGAGCAAGGCUUCAUGAUUGAUUUUGUAAACACUGAGUUCAACCACAACCGUGUCCUGAAGGCCUUAGCAGAGAAAGGAACAAUCCCUGGUGGAAUUCGCUUGCUUUCCGUUCCAGAUGGUUUGGGCCCUGCUGAUGACCACACAGACAUCGGCAAGUUGGUACAAGUCUUACCGUCUGCUAUGCUUAGCCUCCUGGAGAAGAUGAUCAUAUCCAAGAAGAUCAAGUGGGUAAUAGUAGAUGUGUCCAUGAGCUGGGCGCUAGAACUGGCUACCACAGUGGGUGUCCGUAUUGCCUUGUUCUCAACUUACUCUGCAGCUGUUUUUGCACUCAGGAUGAACCUUCCUAAACUGAUAGAGGAUGGUAUUCUUGAUGAAACUGGGAAUGUAAAGAGGCAUGAGAUGGUCCAACUGAUGCCACCCAUUGAUGCAGCUGAGAUCCCUUGGGUCAGCCUUGGCAGCACCCAAGAAAGACGGAGAUUUAACAUCCAAAAUGUCUUUAGGACCAACCAACUGAUGGCUCUAGCUGAAGUUAUUGUAUGCAAUACUUUCAGGGAAAUAGAAUCAGAAGCAUUGGCUCCCCUUUCGAAUGCACUGCCUGUUGGUCCACUUGUAGCACCUGCUUCAGGGCAAACAGGCCAUUUCUUGGCUGAAGACCUGACCUGCCUCACCUGGCUCAACACACAGGCCCCCGGCUCCGUUAUCUAUGUGGCCUUUGGGAGCUCCACCAUCUUCGACGUAGCACAGUUUCAUGAGCUUGCCAAUGGGCUUGCACUCUCUGGCCAACCAUUUCUGUGGGUUGUGCGACCAAACUUCACCAAUGGAAUCCAAGAAGAUUGGUUCAAUGAAUAUAAAGACUAUGUGGGGGGCAAGGGGUUGGUCGUCAGCUGGGCUCCCCAGCAACGAGUACUAUCACACCCUUCAAUCGCUUGCUUCAUGUCGCACUGUGGGUGGAACUCAACAAUGGAAGGAGUGCUGCACGGUGUCCCGUUCUUGUGUUGGCCUUAUUUUUCCGACCAAUUCUGCAACCAGAGCUACAUAUGCAAUGUGUGGGAGAUAGGCAUUAAGCUUGACCGAGACAUCAAAGGGAUUGUCACACAGGAGGAGAUCAAGAACAAGGUGGCACAGCUGCUAGGAGACGAGGGGAUCAAAGAAAGAGCUGCGACACUGAAGGCGACGGCCCAUGCAAGCAUCCAAGAGGGGGGUUCCUCGCAUCAGAACUUUCUGAAGCUUGCGAAUUUUCUAAGAGAACAAUGAUAUUUCAGAAUUCAGAAUUAACUGAUACAUAGAUCACUGAAGUCUUGAUGCAGCCAAAUAAGAUCAAUCUGUCAAUAAAAUAAACGGAAUGCACGCCUUAAUAAAAGAUUCCAUUGU
Oryza brachyantha (malo sina) is the source of this 2962-nucleotide messenger RNA. RefSeq names its product UDP-glycosyltransferase 83A1-like. The record is from RefSeq and is a predicted model, not a curated record. Lineage: Eukaryota; Viridiplantae; Streptophyta; Magnoliopsida; Poales; Poaceae. The transcript has 4 exons. The coding region runs from base 320 to 2845 and encodes 841 amino acids. Gene Ontology annotation, molecular function: UDP-glycosyltransferase activity.